Molecule: messenger RNA, 897 nt
Organism: Columba livia (rock pigeon)
Lineage: Eukaryota; Metazoa; Chordata; Aves; Columbiformes; Columbidae
Gene: TSEN15
Product: tRNA splicing endonuclease subunit 15
Exons: 4
Coding region: 16-585 (189 amino acids)
Biological process (GO): tRNA splicing, via endonucleolytic cleavage and ligation
Molecular function (GO): nucleic acid binding
Source: RefSeq, a predicted model, not a curated record
GACACCGGGGAGCGCAUGGAGCCGGCGGCCCGCCGGGGGGAGGAGGGGAAUGAUGGGGACAGCGGCCCCGCCGAGGGCACCUCCGCGGGCGGGAGGGAGCCGGGGGAUCGGGGGGACUGGGCGGGGGGGGCCGGCGGCAACUGGAUGGCGAUUCACCCUACGUUCACAGAAAUGAUGUCUCUCGAUAUAUCUGACAGUACUCAAAUCUAUGUUGCAUUUCUGGUAUAUCUGGACCUCUUGGAAGGGAGAAACUGGCAUGAAGUGAAGCAUGUCGGAGUAGCGGAACUGCAGCUCAUCUGUUUACACGCACGUGAAAAAGAACAGGAUGGGUUCCAGGUGAUGGUGCCGAUACCUGCGCACAUAUCGUUAAGCCACGAGAGGAUAAGAGAAAUCCUGACAAAAGCGUCUCUCCCACCGGACAAUCCCGACACCCCGCUGUCGGUUACCUUGGCCAUAGUUGAGACAGAUUCCACAGUGGUCUACUAUAAAGUGACUGAUGGCCUCGUGAUGCCAGAUCCUCCUGCCGAUGCUGAAGAUGUGGACGAUAAACAGUGGAGAAAGAAAAGAAAGAAGCUUUUCAAAUGAUUAAGACAAACGGACUUUUCUUCAGCUACUGUCCUCAAAGCUAAACAAAUCCAGGAACUUAUGCAUGUGCAUAAGUAGUGUGCUGAAGUCUGCCUUCUGCAUAUCAAACAUCUGGUCAGGGAGAAGAAAGGCUCGUGCAGCUGCGCUGUAAUGAAAUGCUAUUUAAAAUAUGAAGUGGGUUGCGCUUUGAGACAGAUUAUUCCCUACUAAUAAAUAUACCUGUGAGAUGUUUCCAAAGCUGGUCUCCUUUGUAUCCAAGUAUAUAAUACAAUAAACACAUCCUUACCCAUAUUGUAAAUAUUGGUUAAAGUA